ACUAUAAAUAGCAGAGCUCAUUUUUAAUUUUACCAUUCAUUUUUAACUUGCGUAUCGGUUAUAUUAUUAAAAGGUUAGAGUUGGUUUUAUCAAAAUGACACGCCUCGUUUCUAUCACCCUUCUGGGAUUGAUUUACGUGCUCUGCGCUAGUGCGCAAAGUGGUGUUAACUGGCUUCCUUUCUCCGUCUCGGAACAAGCCGUCGUCUCCACAGACUUUUCUAACUUAGCCGUGGAGCGGUUCUACGUCAAGCUCCCUUGCGAGGGAUCUGUUUGGUUCAAGCUCUUCCUCAGACGUGCUGAUGGUGCCAACUCCCAUGUCGAGCUUUACAGUAAGGUAAAAGGAAACAUUUAUUGUAACGCUGCUGGUGCGAGGAACUGGUAUGAUGGGGAGAAAACUGAUUUCACCAUGGAGGAUGGGGCAAUGAAAUGUGAAUCUGGCGACAAAAACAUCAUCCUUGUGGUGGAGAAAACAGCUGACAGAGUAACUAUCAAGAACAAAGGACAAGUUCUGUACACCAAGGCUUUCUCUGACAAUGAUGCAAACUGCCGUCAAGCUACCACGACCGUCAAAACACAAGUUUGGAACUACGAUGACAGCCUGGGUCUCGCUGUCUUCGAUAACUCCGCUCCACUCAACCUUGUGAGUCAAGGAAGCUGUUUUGUCCAGGAUUUCAACUACCAAGGAGCUGAUAUCAAGAAAAUAACAAACGUCGACUCUGCCGAUUCCUGUCUUGCUAUGUGCGGAAAACAAGCAGGAUGUCUGUCGAUGACGUACUAUGGCACCGACUGCUGGUUGAAGAACCUCAUGUACGGUCAGAACCCCGCCCCAAAAGUUGGAUGUGUCAGCGCUAACCUUGCCUGUCAAGGUGCAAUGCUGAUGAACAACAACUGCGUGAAAACUAACUUCGACUUCUGGGGAGCUGACAUUAAGAAGGUCUCAGGUGUUUCGUCUGUCAUGGAUUGUGUUGGAGAAGCCAGGAAAACCCAAGAUGCAAAGUCUGUGGCAUUUGUUAAGGUCAAUGGAGACUGCUGGGUCAAGUAUUCGGAGAACGGAGCCAGACCUGAAGAUAACGAUCGAGUCGAUAGUGUUGCUUUAUCUUGCCUCGACGGAGUAGCAGCUCAAGUGUCGUCUGGUAAUGACUGUGUUGAUGAAGGAGUUGACUACUGGGGUGCUGAUAUUAAGAACGUUAACCCCAUCUACACUAUCGAGGAGUGUGAAGCGCUCUGCUACGUAGAGGACAGUUGUGUUUCACUUACUCACAGACCAUCGACUCAGGACUGUUGGUUGAAGAGCAAACCUAAUGGUGAAAAUGGAAAAUCAGCUCAAGAUACUGUGAACAGUAUUAACUUGAGCUGUUUCCUCGUUAACAGCGUCGAGGAGGGAUGUGUAAAAGAAAGCUACGAUUUCCGUGGAGCUGACAUCAAACGGGUUGAUAACGUAGUGUCCAUAGAGGACUGUGCAGCAUUAUGUGCUGACCAGGCUGGCUGUGUUUCUGUGACCCACCAACCAUCCACCUCCCGGUGCUGGCUGAAGAACAAAGAGUUCGGUGCUGAUCCUCAGGAUAUGGCAGGAGUUAACAGCAGAAAUCUCAAAUGUGGAGAUGUUUGGUGCAUGCACCUGGGUAGUUUCCUUUAUUCUUACGCUUCCCGAACUAAAUAUGUAAACUUGGAGGAUGCUCAAAAAGCCUGCGUGGAAAACGACGCCUGCAAGGGUAUCACCCAGGAACCGUAUAGCAGCAACAAAUAUACUUUGAGAAAAGGACCUGUCAUCCACGAUUGGAGUCCUACUAACGAAACAUCGUGGACCCUUUGCUAAUUAACUGAUCGGUCAGUUAUAAGUAUGCAGAACGAAAUGUGAAUGAAUGAUUUCUCGUUAAUAGAACAAUACGAAGUAUUAAAAAUAAACAUUUUAGUCAUUUUUAUCUGUUUUAACCGAGAGUUGAUAAAUCUAUUUUUCGUUAUUGCAAUUAGUUUUAUUAUUCAAAAA
This is a messenger RNA of Bolinopsis microptera, 1987 nucleotides long. RefSeq lists its product as uncharacterized. The transcript is spliced from 14 exons. The record is from RefSeq and is a predicted model, not a curated record. The coding region runs from base 95 to 1816 and encodes 573 amino acids. Gene Ontology annotation, biological process: proteolysis. Gene Ontology annotation, cellular component: extracellular region. Lineage: Eukaryota; Metazoa; Ctenophora; Tentaculata; Lobata; Bolinopsidae. Gene Ontology annotation, molecular function: protein binding.